UCAAGCUGCUAUUGCUUCUAUUCUCGAUUCAAGUAAAGUAUUUAUAUGCUGUGUGCUAAAAGGUGUGCUAUAACACGCCUGAAUUGUCUCGCAUUAGAGUUUAUGUCGAAUACAGCAUGAGUAAUCUAUAGCAUCUUUUCAAACACCUUCGAUGGCAUAGGCGCAACCGUAUGUAUAUAAACAAUAAAUUAUAUAAAGAGGGCAGGUAAAACUCAUGUUGUACGAACGAAUAGUCUCCACCGGGGACAUAGUGAUAUUCUCAAAAUUGGACGCGUAUGCGUCUUAGGAUCAGUUGGCGUCUGGACUCUAAGACACGACAGCAUAAUAAUGUAUUAUCGAAAGUUAUAUUUUUAACAUUUUAUACAUUAAUGAUUGCGUCAUGAUAUACCUUUUAGUUAAAAUAUUAAGAAAGUUUAAAACUAGCCUUAAACUACUAAUUUUUACCAUGCUGAAAUUGAAUCCACAACUCAUCAUGUAUCAAACCCAUCCCAAACCUUUUUAUAAAAAGGGGUAAAAUCCAAUACUAUAAAUAAAAAAACAUAUUCAUAUCGGCUAGAGGCGCUCGCAAUAUCUCCACGAGUCGAGGCAGGAGGCAAGGCGCGGAGGAUCGCGGGGUUUCCACACAAUCUAUCCUCGGUAUAAUGGAGCUGUUAAAGACAAUAUUCCGGGUAACAUAUUGAAUGCAGCUCGAAGAAUGUGUAAGCGAGCGAGCGGCGACGAGUCGGCCGGGGUGAUGGCGUACUGAGCGCAAGAAUUUUAUCAUAAAUCCUUCUUGUUCCUAUAAAGUUGAAAAAUGAGAUGAAUAUGUCGUUUCUUCAUAACACGCGUCACGCUUGGCUCGUACAUAUUAGUUACAGUAACCAACAUUUUAAUUAAUAGAUAUUGCUUAGUUAUAUAGCGGCCGUGAACUCAUUAUGAGUGUCCGUUUAGCAUAUGGAAAAGGUGGUUUCUUGCACCUCAAUGACCGUAUAAAACUAGCGUCCAACGUUACACACCAGUGUUUUAGGUUAACGAUACCUUACAUAAAGAAAAUGAGUACAGUAUAGUUCAAUUUACAACACCACUUUCAAAUUAAAACAAAUAAAACCUUAACUUCAAAAUCCAUUCCUCCGGCUACACCACGACCCUAAAGCAGCGAUAAAUCGGUAGCUACAUCUGGCCAGGAGCUCGGUUCAAUUUUAUUACUAUUCUCUUCUGGCUCCGACUUAUUUGAUUCGCCCGUCAAAGCGCCCGGCCGGGACACUCCGUGGCAUUAUCUCCCUCUCAUAGAGCCUCGCGGAGACUUAUCUAUCACGCCUUUGUCGUCUAUACCUUUUAAAUUGUAGCUUCUACGGUAUUGCGUUCCGUCUUCGCUAAAUUUACAUACUCGGUUGUAUUUUGUAAUAUUUUUGGAGACUAUUGCUACGUUUAUUGAUUCCAAUUGGUUUAUUUGCUCAUUUUUUUAUGACGCUUACAAAUAAAUAUAAUAUUCCUUAAAAAUUAGGCAACGGGGAAGUUAUUUCUACUACUACUACUACUAUUUCAAAAUCUCAAUAGAAACAAAACGUCCAAUAAAAUUUACGCAAUAUCACACUUCUUAUGUAACAAUGAAAUUUACAGCCGUUUUAUUACCUUUACUUUACAAUUGUAUAAAUUCUUGUAAAAUGGUGAAUGCUAUUCUCAGUAUUAUUUUGAUUUGGAAUGCAAUUCAAUUUGGUUUAGUUUGCAGCGAUGCAAAACUCCCAGCGUUCAAUAGCAUGCAAAACAGACUUGCAUUGGACGCACUCAAGUCCAAAUCUGGUCAGAACGCAGUGGUGUCGACGUUGUUUGUAAAAUUCCCACUGUGUAAGUUAGCAACUGUCGCAGUCGGUGAGGCUAAACAGGAACUUCUCUCUGUACUGGGCUAUAAAACUGAUGGAUCAAUCAAAACCUGUUACACAGAAAUGAAAGAAGUUUUUGACUUCUUGAAGCAAGCAGACCUAACGCUCGUCAACAAAAUGUAUGUCAACUAUACGAAUGACAUUAAGCCUGAUUUUAUAACCAAUUCAAGUCUGUUGUAUGGAGUGCAGGUUGAGAAAGUUGGUUUCAACUACCCUUCUGCGGCGCAGUCUUUCAUUAAUCGCUGGAUCGAGACAGCAACUUACAAGCGCAUAAAAGAUGUCGUCGAUAAAAAGGAUAUUGAUAAGAAUACCACAAUGAUAUUAGUGAAUGCAGCUCACUUCAAGCUAUCCUGGGAGUUUCCUUUCGACCAACGGAUGACUGUGAACAAGAAGUUUACCCAGUACAAUAAGAAAAAGAUAACGAUCCCGAUGAUAUCCAAAGUGGAUCAGUUUCUCUAUGGAGAUGAUGAAGCUAAUGAUCUCAGGAUGCUUACAUAUUAUCUAGGAGCUUGGGGGACAGCAAUAACGUACGUAAUGCCAAACAGCGCUCAGGAUCUGCCCGGAUUUCUAGACAAACUGCAAAAGAAACCAGACUUGCUAGCACCAUCUAAGAAGUUGAUGCAAUGGACGAGACUGAAAGUCUUUCUGCCUCGUCUAAAAAUUAAAUCGCAUGUAGACUGGACUGAGUUUUUGAAACUGCUAGGCUUAAAUAAAAUAUUCAACAACGCUUCAUCGGGACUUGAGGAGAUAUUGCAGAAGAACAGUAGAACAAAAAAUAUAUGGUUGAGUAAAGUGAAACAGAAGGUAUUUGUGGAGAUGGAUGAAAUGGGUGUAGCGAGGCACGAUAGGCACUUACCAGACCAAGAGUACAUGCAGCGCAUCAUGAUGGGCCCGGGCAUCAAUAUUUUGGAAUUUGCCGCCGACAGGCCGUUUUACUUCGUCAUCAGCAUAUCCCUCGGGAGCACCAGUCAUGACGUAUUCAACGGCGUGUAUUAUGGACCUGAAUUGAAUUAACGGACACAGACAUUUUAAUGCCAAUAAAAUGCUGUUUGGUGGAAUAUGGACAGGAAUUUAAAUUGAUGAAUUUAUUAUUGUUUAUUGGAAGUUGAAUAUUAAAAUGGGAAAAUUAUUUAUAUUUUAAA
Molecule: messenger RNA, 3001 nt
Organism: Manduca sexta (tobacco hornworm)
Lineage: Eukaryota; Metazoa; Arthropoda; Insecta; Lepidoptera; Sphingidae
Gene: serpin-33
Product: serine protease inhibitor 3/4
Exons: 9
Coding region: 1587-2873 (428 amino acids)
Molecular function (GO): serine-type endopeptidase inhibitor activity
Source: RefSeq, a predicted model, not a curated record